Molecule: messenger RNA, 2787 nt
Organism: Alosa alosa (allis shad)
Lineage: Eukaryota; Metazoa; Chordata; Actinopteri; Clupeiformes; Clupeidae
Product: zinc finger protein 664-like
Exons: 3
Coding region: 313-1614 (433 amino acids)
Cellular component (GO): nucleus
Source: RefSeq, a predicted model, not a curated record
UUAAAACAAGAAGGAGAAGAAGAACUCGAGGAAAAAGAAGUUCAGGAGUUUCAUCUGUCGCUUUCAUUGUAUUUCGCGGAGAUAAAGGUUUGUUCCACGUCUCACCAGAGACCAAAGUAACAGCUCUCUGUGCGGACCAGCGAACUUGCUUGAGACAACAACCAACAAACAAACAACAAAAACUGGAUCGGUUCGUUGGGGAACAUGCAUCUGGGACCUGUGCUGGAUUAUGUCUGUAUUGUAACUGAAACCAAAACACACCAGGUUGACCUUUGACUGUUGGAUAGGAUCGUCUUUGAGUCGUUGGGGAACAUGGAUCCUGGACUGCCGUUUAGUUCAGGCUGUAACAUGACUGAAAUGCAGCAGGUUGACCUACUGAGUGUGAUGAUGAAGGAAGAAGAUAUAAAAGAGGAGGAUGGUCAUGUAAUUUCAUGUAAAGAUGAAGAUGAAAAGCCUUUUGUAGAGCUUGACUGUAAAACGGAAACAGACUUUGCAGAGUCCAACACAGCUUAUAAUGAAACACUACAGACAGCAGCGGAGAUUGAAGUAAAGAUUGAAGAGGAUGAGCACAAUGAUCUGCUAGGAAGUAUAUUACAACACCAACCUUUGAUGCAACAGAACCUGCAACAUAAAGGACGUCUCUACCAAUGCACAGUCUGCAGGAAGAGUUUCACAGCCCUGAGUGAACUAGAGGAACACGCGCAAACACACACUGUUGGUUUGAAUCUAAAGCAGAACACUUCCAAAAGGCCUCAUAAAUGUACAGAGUGUGAAAAAGUAUUUACAACACGAACUUGUCUUGAAGUCCAUAUGAGAACGCACACCGGAGAGAGGCCUUAUAAGUGUAUCCAGUGUGGAAAAGCAUUUUCACUAAAUGUAAAUCUUAAAACUCACAUGCUAAUACACACUGGAGAGAAGCCUCAUCGAUGUGCCCAGUGUGAAAAAGCAUUUAUAAAGUCCUCAGACCUUAAACGCCACAUGUUUACACACAAUAUUCAGAAGCCCCAUAACUGUGUCCAGUGCGGAAAAGGUUUUUCACGAAAAUCAAGCCUGAAAAGUCACAUGCUAUUGCACACAGGAGAGAAGUCUCAUCAAUGUGCCCAGUGUGGAAAAGCAUUUAUAAAGUCCUCAGACCUUAAACGCCACAUGCUUACACAUGAUAGGCAGAAGCCCCAUAAAUGUCCCCAGUGUGGAAAAGGUUUUGUGCAAAUUUCAUGUCUUAAAGGCCACAUGCUAAUGCAUACUGGAGAGAAGCCUCAUCAAUGUGCCCAGUGUGGAAAAGCUUUUACACAAUUUACCAGUCUUCAACGCCACAUGCUUACACACACUGGAGAGAAGCCCCAUAACUGUGUCCAGUGCGGAAAAGGUUUUUCAAGAAUUUCAAACCUUAAAAUCCAUAUGGUUCUACAUACAAGAGAGAAGCCUCAUCAAUGUGUCCAGUGUGGAAAAACUUUUAGACAAAUUUCAAAUCUUAAUUUCCAUAUGAUGACGCACACUGGUGAGAAGCCUUAUACAUGUGCCUACUGUGGACAAGCAUUUUCGCACUUUAUGGGGCUCAAAGCCCAUUUGCAAACACACUCUGAAGAGAAGCCUCCAGAAUGUUCCAAAAUCUGACAUCACUUACUGAAGAGAAGCCUCCAGAAUGUUCCAAAUCCAAUGUGACAUCACUUACUGGAGAGGAGCCUCAUGAAUGUUCCAACAGUGACGAUGUGACGACAGUGAAGAAAGAAGAGGAUGAGGAAGAGCAUCAGCUGGAAAGUAAGUCCUCUCAGAGAUUAAUCCCAAGUAUUAGACAAGUAAGGGAUAAUGGACAACACAGCGUUCGGUUCGGUUCACAGAAACAAAUGCACGGUCAAUGUAGUAAAAUGGGCCCGACAUGCAGCAAAGUUUUACACCUUGUAAGUGCAUAAUUUCGGUGAACCAAAUGCCGUGGAGUCCAUUAUCCCGCUUAUUCCACUGUUGCCACUUCGCAUUUCCUGUUAUAAUUUAAUAAUUUUAACCGCUAAAACUGUCUUGUUUGUAGAAAUGACUUCUUUCUGCCACAUAAUUUCUCAACUUGCAGGACAAACUGUCAUUACUAGUUCUAAAUGGAUGGUUGCUAUGGCCAAAGGCCAGUCGUUAGUUCCAUAUCUCCAUAUCUCGUUGUUAAGCGGGCAUAUCCAGGGUGUCCUUGGGGUUUAAAAAAGUAGUAAAAAGUAAAUCAACUUAGCAAAAAUUAAGGCCAUUAAAAGGUAUUGAAAUGUAGUAAUCAUGAAAAAAUCAUUUUACGAGGUAUUACUUUUCGUAAAAAAAAAACAUUUGAAAAUAAUGAAUAUCCAAAUCGCUGCUCCUGGAAUGUGAGCCCCGCCGCAAAAUCUUCACUUGAUCAGUAGGCUAAUGUCACGGGCGAAGUAUUGCACAUAGUUAAAGGAGCGUUUCACCACUGACUCAAGAUGAAUGUGUAUUUAAAUUGGGUCAUUUAUGUAGUAGAAAUGUGACCCUGCAAGGCGAAACCAGUUGCUUUGGUAAAAUUUACAAAAUUAAGUUAUUGUGCUCACAUGAAAGACCACUAACUAAGCUUUCCAACGAUAUGUGUAUCGAGGGUAUUGUAAGAAGUAUCGCUAAGAUAACUGCAUCCAAAGUUGGCAUGGUUCUCCUGUCACGAUACGCCAGAAGAGGAAUAAAAAUCACCCUUUUAAUUAAAUGGUCACGUGCGAUAGUGUGAGGACACAGCUAUUAUUAGCCUUAUGGUAGUGUGACUUUGAAGCGGAUGACUAUGUCCAGUUUUAUCAACUGAGUGAGUGUCUU